Messenger RNA from Manduca sexta (tobacco hornworm), 7004 nucleotides. RefSeq names its product Down syndrome cell adhesion molecule-like protein Dscam2. The coding region runs from base 1 to 4452 and encodes 1483 amino acids. The record is from RefSeq and is a predicted model, not a curated record. NCBI's taxonomy places the organism in Eukaryota, Metazoa, Arthropoda, Insecta, Lepidoptera, Sphingidae. The transcript is spliced from 31 exons. Gene Ontology annotation, biological process: cell-cell adhesion. Gene Ontology annotation, molecular function: protein binding.
AUGGCUGUCGCUUCUUUCUGUAUUUGCGAGUAUCUGCGCUCCGCAACAUUCAGCGUGCGCGACGCAAAUGAUACUGGCCGCUCCAACCCUGUAGCAUCUUCUUGUGACAGAAUGGCACCUAAUCCGGUCGGAGAAGCAUCUACAGUCAAAAUUACUUUUGCAUCAAACAACCGUGAGAGAGGCCAUGGAAUCGCUCAAACAAAUUGUAAAAAUGCUUACGAAGGUCAACAAUAUAGAAUUAAGAGAAAUUUACAAAGUAUGAUAAUAUCACAACAUUUUAGUGAAAGCACAUUGAUGCCAGGAGUUGAUGUCAGUUUACAUUGUACGGUGAACGGGCCACAUCCAGCGAGAUUCGUCUGGGAGCGAGAUGGCCUCGUCAUAUCUUCUAACACGGAUUCCAGGUACACAGUGGGCCAAACAAUAGCACAAGACGGUGGAGUUUCCACACAGUUGAAUAUAUCUCACGUGCGCGUGGAUGACGGCGGCUUGUUCUCAUGCGUGGCCCAUCAUGGCGACAGUGUGGUGGCGCAUCAUGAAAGGCUCAAUGUUUAUGGUCCACCGUACAUUCGAACAUUACCCCCGCUUAAAGUCCAAAGUGGUCAGAGCGUAACGCUUCGAUGUCCGUACUAUGGGUAUCCAGUCAGAGAAAUAUCCUGGGAAUACAAAGGAAAAGAAAUAAGCACAGACAUUCUCUCAAGCCAAGCGAACCGGUACAAACGGUUUACAAAGGAUUCGGAAUUCAGCAUAGAAAUAUUCGGUCGGAAGCCUAAAUUAAGGGAGAAGAGGGAUUUAGGACCUAGUGAGGGAAUGCUGAACGUUCCAAGAGUGACAAAAAUGGACAGCGGGUCCUCAUACUCGUGUAUAGUGAAGAGUCCCUCAGGAGAAAUGGCGAAAAGAUCCUUUGAAUUACACGUCGUAGAAGCCCCACAGCUUGAAGAUAUUCUGCUCCCCACAGAUCUCCAAGAAGGCCAGAUAGUACAAAUACAUUGCAACCUCAAGACCGGAGACUCACCGGUUUAUUACUCUUGGUUGAAAGAUGGUAAAAAGAUUCCUACUCAUUUGAAGAUCGUCGAAAGAAGUCUCGAAGUGUUCAGCGUGCUUAUCAUCAAAAACGUCUCCUUGGACCACUGCGGUACCUAUACAUGCGUGGCGGCCAACCACGUGGCAAAAGUUAAUAAAACUGUCAAUUUGUAUAUAAAAGUUGCGCCUAAAUGGAGCGAAGAGCCGAAGAACACAUCUCUACUACUAGGCAGAAACGACCACAUAUCCUGCAGCGCCACCGGCUAUCCACAACCGCAGACGCACUGGCUCAAGAAAGAUGUUCUAUCGGAGACAUGGCGUCCAGUACUGGAGAUCGCCGGAGGUGGAGUACUCAGCUUGUCCAACGGCUCCCUGAUCUUCGAUUCAGUGGCGUUGUCUGAUGCUGGACUGUAUACCUGUCAUGUGGAGAAUGGUGUCGGCGAACCGCUAAGCAAGACCGUGUGGAUCUCUGUCAACAAGCCAGUAACCUUCGACGUGGUAUCUAGAAACCUGACAGCCAAACUGGGCCAACACGUGACAAUAGAAUGCCAGGCUAAAGGGGACGACCCUAUUCGCAUCAUGUGGACCAGGAAUGGGAAACCCAUAAAUCCUUUGACACAAAGGAUAAAAAUCUCCGAAAUGAAGACUGAAGACGGUAUGACGAACAUUCUAGAACUACUGCAGACGGAGACGAGCGACGGUGCUCUGUACCAGUGCAGAGCUGGAAACCCCUUCGGAGCUGAUGUGUUUAGCGUCCAUCUUACUAUACUAGAACCACCAAUCCCACCAUCGGAUUUAUCAGUAGACUCGAUAAAGAGUAGAUCAGUGAAGCUCUCGUGGAGGGAUAUGACCAAAUCCCUCGCUCAAUACUACAGCAUGCAGAUCACGAAUAGCCAACGACUGUCGUGGAGUACUGCCAGGACUAUCAACAUUACCAGGUUAGAAGAAAUCCGCCAUUGGAUUGAGAUUGAGGAACUGCAGCCAGCUACAAGCUAUACCGCGCGGGUGGCUGGCGGGAACCAGGCGGACCUCAGCCACUACUCUACCCCAGUGAGGUUUACCACCACAGAGGAAGCACCAUCCUCGCCACCACUUGGUGUGCAAGUGGAACAGACGGACUCGCCAGGCGAGCUGCGAGUGCGAUGGCUGCCACCACCAGCUGAUUCGCACAACGGUCAGAUACUAGGAUAUAGACUGCGGGCCGUACCGCAACUUAGUGCGUUUAAAGAAAGUGAAGAGACAAGCGACAAAAUCAUUAAAACUGUAUCACUUUAUGCGAAGCAAGAGACUACUGUCACGGGAUUACUAAAAGGCGUCAGAUAUGCGGUGUCAGUGGCGGGAUACAACAGCGCAGGCGUAGGACCUUAUUCAGUGCAGCUGUUCCAGGACACCAGGGAAGGAGCUCCCGAAGAGGGACCGUCCUCAGUGGAGUGCGGAGGAGUGACCUCCACAGCGCUGCGGGUGAGUUGGCAACCCAUCCCACCUCACAAGCAAGCUGGAGCCCUCAUUGGAUACACAGUACUAUACGCAGCGCAAGGUCGUCACUGGCUGAACUCCACUUCCCUGGUGACCGAGCUGCGCCUCCAAGGUCUUGCGAAGUACACAAACUACACCAUCAAGGUGGCGGGUUUCUCCAACUACGGACACGGGCCUUUCUCCUACCCUAUUAUCUGCUCCACGCUGCAGGAUGUGCCAGAAUCACCAGCAGAAAUAAAGCUGCUAUCACAGUCGUCGUCGACGCUGCUUGUGAGUUGGAAAAGACCAAACCAGCCUAAUGGACGGUUGUUACAUUAUACAGUAUACAACAAACCUACUUCCAGUAACGACGGUCCUCAAACAUUCCGCGUGGACGUCCAGUCCAGCACGGAAGCGUACGAGAAGUCACAGACCAUGGAACUAAAGGGUCUGGUGGAAGGCAGGCAGUAUGAUGUGUGGGUGACGGCUAGCACUGCUGUUGGUGAGGGUCCUGAAAGCAGGAGGGUGACAAACACGCCUUCGCAGAGAGUUGUAGCAGGAGUGGCGUCUCUAGGUGGUGAGAUCACCAUCGCAGUAAGGAACUCCUUGCUGCUAGAAUGUAAGAGUGUGGGUUCGCCACCACCGAGGACAGUGUGGUACCAUAAUCAGAACAUCAUAACCCAUCAUCCCAGGUUCACCAGGAACAGAGAUGACAGCCUGUUGAUUAAGAGUAUUGACCAAUCACUAAGCGGCAACUAUACGUGCUUAGCCAAGAACCUAUACGGUUCAGAUUCCGUGGUGUAUUCUGUGAGGGUUUUGCCCCUCCCAGACCCUCCCUCUAUACGGGCAACUCCAUACAAAGACUACAUUAUUGUGGAGUGGGAUGAAAUACGAGGAUACGGGAAUGAUUCACUCAGCUAUGGGAUAAGCUACAAUCUAACCUGGCGUGAAGGAGACGGCCCCUGGCAAGAAGCGUGGCCCGUGGCCAGGGAGACCAGACUCCCAGGAGUACAGCAGCAUACCUUGGCUGGUUUGAAGUGCGGGACCAAAUAUAGUGUCAGGGUAACCGUUACUGACAGUGUUGGCACUUCGGCGCCUGCACAUGUAGACGUCACUACGCUUGGUGGAGCUCCGAUGUCACCACCCACAAACGAUUGGCUCUGGAGCAACGCCACCCACAUCUACAUACAGCUGAGUGGGUGGGAUGACGGCGGAUGUGACGUCACGCGAUGGGAGGUUGAAUAUAGACCACUGGGAUCUACAGUGUGGCAUAGAGCUGAGAAUCGGGCGCCUGUGGACCUGACUCCCGCCUGGAGCUACUUAGAGGGCCAGUUCCAAGCUCCUCCUCUACGAUCCUUACCAGCGUCGUUCGCUGUGGGAUCCCUGACCCCCGCAGCCUGGUACGAGCUCAGGGUCACGGCGAGGAACGAUGCAGGGCCGGCGCAGGCGACGUACACUUACGCCACCAAGACCUUGGAUGGAGAGGAAAUCGGACCGCCAUCAGAGUUCUUCGACCUAAACAUGCUGGUCAUCAUCUGCAGUUCCAUACUCCUCGUGGUGUGUCUCAUGGCCUUCUUCUGUAUACUGUUUAGGAGGCACCGGCAAGGUUAUUCGUCCCAAUACCGACACUCCAUCGCGGAAGAAGUGAAGUCCCGCAAUGAGAGCGUGGCGUCGCACUCCGAGCACAAGGAACGGUAUGCGCACGCGCCGCGAAUAUACACCUCGCCCGUACAGCCUAGGAAGAGUAGUAAGAAUGAAAUGUUCGAAAUCAGUCCAUACGCGGAGUUCGCCCUGGGCUUCAGGACAUUCGACCACGUCGAGAACCAAGACCUGCCGAGCCGGCUACCGAGCAGACCCAGGUUCGACACCGAGACGAGUUUCCAGACGCGUUCGGAGUCUGAUGACAGCGACAGCACGUCCAAAGCAACCGUCUCCGCGGCUCCUCGACGACAAUGCCGAACACCGCACCACAGAUAACGACGGAAACAGAAGAUUGUAAAAACAAUGUAAUAUACAUUAUCAAGUUAUUUAAGCAUAUCAAUAAUCCGAUUUCGUCAGCUUUGAUUCGCAACGACAAAGGGAUUCGAAAAUAAAUUGUAAUUUAUGUUUAUAAUAUAUGUAUAUUAAAGUGUAUGUAAUUUUAAAAGCUCUUUAUAAUGUGGAUAAAACACCGUUAACUUUGUUUGAAAAAUAGAAUGCCUCGGUGGCUCGGUACUUCAUGCGCGGCACCGCAGCGCUCUGAGGUCCCGGGCAAAGUGAUAUUUGGGUUUUUCUGCUCAGUAUCAUGAUGCCCGGAGUCUGGAGUUUGUGGCCGAAAGUGGGUGCCCACGUUGCAUCUCUGCAUACCGCUUUGGGCAUAAAAGCAUUAUGAUGUGUGUCUUAGAAAAAAUAUCAAUGACAUUUUGAAGUCGAUCAAAAUUUCAAAGAUGCGUAUAAAUAUCAUAUACGAAUAAUAAUAGUUUAAGAAAAAUCUGUAUUGCUAACUUACAGAAAUCUCAAUUUUAUUUAUUUAGUUUAGGGCUGAUUUUUUAAUCGUCGGAUAAAUUGUAUCUAUCAAAUAUAACCUGACUAAAUAUAAAAGUCAGACGAAUUUACAACUUUAUACAUACGACUGUCAUUUUUAAUUAGUUUUUGUUGUAUUCUAUCUUACAAAUCAAAUUUAUCUGAUGUUUGUAAAAUCAGUACUUAAACUUGCUACGAAAAAAAAAAUACAAAAAUCUUGUCAUUGCGAAUCAGGGCCACAGUAGAAUAAGAAUCAGUCUUUUUGUAUUAAUGUUGACUAUCUUUUCAGUCAGGCUGCCAUUUUGAUUUUUUAAAUUAAGAAUGUUUUUAAAUCUCUUUUUAUAUAUGUUUUUGAACGUAAACUGCCAGUAUUAAAGACUUUACUUAUGACUCACUUAAAUAAAAAAUAAUAUCAUUUUUUUAUAUAUCAUAAAGAAGUAACAUGAAUAGUUAAAGGUUUGCAGACCUUAUGGGGGACAAUAUGCCAUACGAAAUUACUUAUCAUAGUUUGAUUACAAAGUGUGUAAAUGUCCUGCAAUGUUUUUUUCUGAGACAGUAAUACUAUCUCGGUCGAACCGGUAUUCAUUCGUAUGGCUUCGACUUUUAAAAUACUUUUUAUUACAAAAUCGGUAAUAUUAAUUUUAAAUUAAUAUAACAUUCAAAAUGAAUCUUAAAUGUAAAUCUUAAUCGUUUAUUUAUAAUAUCUUUAUUAAAAGACUGAUGUUUUAAAUUUAGCGUAAGUCAAAUAUCUGUGUCAAAAACAUUUAUGUGUUAGUGGAAAGAAGAUUCUUGAUCCUUUUUCACUUUGAGUUCUAUUACAGAAAGAUUGGUCGUUUUAAAAAUUUGUGACGUUCAUCGCAAUUUUACUAGUCAUGUCAACCAAAGUCAAAAUAUACUAAAAAGUAAAUAUUUUUUGAACUUAGAUUUAGCUUGUAAGCAAUAGAAUCUAUUUUUUUGUUUCGAAUGACGAGACAAGCUUGCUGUUCGCCUGAUGGUAAGCAAUACGACCGCACAAACAGUAGAAACACCAGCCAAUACCUUGAAUUACAAAGCAUUGUUUUGUAUUCCAUUGCGCUCGCCAUCCUGAGAUAUGAAAUGUUAAGUCUUAUUAUGUCCAGUAUUUACACUGUCACAAUCUGUCAUAUCAACUUAUAGAGACAAAAUAAGUUCUAAAUUACACCGGUGCUUUAAAUGCUCUUUAGCCGGCUAAAAAGACAAGUGUAACCUCUAUUUUUUUGUUUCUGAUAGACCCAACAGCUCUCUUGGGUCAAUUUCCGAGCAUUCUACUAGAUACAAUAUAAAUGAGAUUCCCAUCCACAACAUCCAAACGUAGUCCGGAGUAUAUUAAUUUUAAAUUAUAAAAACAAAGGCAGCAUCAAAAUUGAAUCCGCGAAAUUAGUUUUUCAAAGAUUGUCUUCUUUAAAAGUUUGAAUUAGUUUUAAAUUAAAUGAUGAAUUUUAAAUCUAGGGAGUUAGUAAUUUACUUUAGUUUUUAAAUGUUUUUAAGGCGAAGAAUAUAUUAAAUAGUAAUUUUCAAGGAUCAAGAAUACAUCUGUCAAGUUAUGAAAGUAACCUAAAUGCCAAAUGCAUAAUAUAUGUUCAAAACUUAAUAAAUAGUGCCAAAGACUAAUCAGUUAUUUUUAUUAUUUAUUUUAAUUUUUCUUUUAUACUUAUUAUUUACAGAUAUCUUUUAGAAAAUACACUGUCCUUUCUAAGACGUUGUUGUAGCCAUUUUUGAUUAGACUAUUUUUAAAAACUUACAGACUAUAUAAAUAAACAUUUUAAUAUUAGUUGUACCAAACAGCAUUGCGUAAAUUUUUAUUUGUUUUAAUCCGCUUUCGAUGUCUCAAAAACCUGUUUACGGAUAUUCCGCUUUUAAUAUUGAUACGAGUAUUGAAAUUCGUGCAGCCAUUUUUCCGAUGCACAAACAUAUUAACAAACUUUUAUUUAUACAUUUUACCAUAAGCUUUAAUGCAUUAACAAUUGUUUCAACCAGCAUUAUUUUAAAAAUAAAUUCGCAAACAACAU